Molecule: messenger RNA, 1746 nt
Organism: Peromyscus californicus insignis
Lineage: Eukaryota; Metazoa; Chordata; Mammalia; Rodentia; Cricetidae
Product: leukocyte immunoglobulin-like receptor subfamily A member 6
Exons: 8
Coding region: 1-1746 (581 amino acids)
Biological process (GO): cytokine-mediated signaling pathway
Molecular function (GO): inhibitory MHC class I receptor activity
Source: RefSeq, a predicted model, not a curated record
AUGGCCUCACAGAACACAUACACUGGUGUAUUCCAGGCCCUGUUCACAGUGGGUCCUGUGACUUCACAACAGAGAUGGAGAUUCACAUGCUAUGGCUAUUACCUGAACAACUUACAGCUGUGGUCACUACCCAGUAAUAGCCUAGAACUCCUGGUCUCAGGGACCCUCCACAAACCCACCAUCUGGGCUGAGCCAGGCACUCUGAUCACAUUAGAGAGUCCUGUCACCAUCUGGUGUGAGGGGACCAGAGAAACCCAAAUAUACGUGCUACAUAAAGAGGGAAACCUAGAACCCUGGGACAGACAGACCCAAAAGGAUCUCAACAAUAAGGCAAAAUUCACUAUCCCUUCCGUGACAAAAAUGCAUGCAGGGAAAUAUCACUGUUACUGUUACAACUCUGCUGGGUGGUCACAAAACAGUGACACCUUGGAGUUGGUGGUGACAGGAGUCUAUCCAAGCAAAGUCUCCUUGUCAGCCCAGCAUAGCUCUGUGGUGACCACAGGAGGGUAUGUGACCAUUAAGUGUUUCUCACAGCAUGGAUAUAACAGGUUCAUUCUAAUUAUGGAAGAUGAGAAAUUCUCCAGGAACAUGGACUCACAGUAUACAUACUACAGGGACUUCUGGGCGCUGUUCACUGUGGGUCCUGUGAAUCCCCAAAAGAGAUGGAUUUUCACAUGCUAUGGCUAUUACUGGAACAGCCCCCAGCUGUGGUCAGUACCAAGUAACCAUCUAGAGCUCCUAAUCUCAGGGACCCUCCACAAACCCACCAUUUGGGCUGAGCCAGGCACUCUGAUCACCUUAGGGAGUACUGUCACCAUCUGGUGUGAGGGGACCAGAGACACCCAAAUGUAUGUGCUACAUAAAGAGGGAAACCUAGAACCUGGGGACAGACCAACCCAAAAGAAUGACAAGAAUAAGGCAAAAUUCACCAUCCCGUCUAUGACAACACUGCAUGCAGGGAAAUAUCACUGUUACUCCUACAACUCUGCAGGGUGGUCAGAGCACAGUGAUACCCUAGAGCUAGUGGUGACAGGAGUCUCCAUCAAACCCAGACUGACAGACCUGAACAGCCCUGUUGUAACCAUAGGACAGUCUGUGACCCUCUCAUGUACCUCAAAUCAGAGAUACAAUGGGUUCAGUUUAAUUAAGAACAAUCAGAAGUUUUCCAGCUCCAUGGGCUCACAGAAUGCACGUACUGGGCUGUCUUCUGCCAGGUUCCAAGUGCGUCUCAUGACCUCCAGCCAAAGAUGGAGGCUCAGAUGCUAUGGCUAUAACACAAGCAACCCUCAAGUGUGGUCAGAAGGGAGUGACAUCCUGGAGAUUCUAGUCUCAGGGACGCUCCAGAAACCCAGCAUCUGGGCUGAGCCAGGCUCUGUGAUCACCUCAGGGAAUCCUGUGACAAUCUGGUGUGAGGGGACAAUGGAAACGCAAAUAUAUUUCCUGUAUAAAGAAGGAAGCCCAGCACCCUGGGGCAGAUUGACUGCACCAGUGCCUGAUCACAAGGCCAAGUUUAUUAUCCCAUUCAUGGGAGAAAAUAAUGCAGGACAAUAUCGUUGUUACUGUUAUAACUCUGCUGGGUGGACACAGCACAGUGACUUCCUGGAGCUGGUGGUGACAGGAACUGAUGAGAACAUCACUGUAUCACAAAACAUGUCCAAACCAAAGACAGCUGUAGACAGGAUCAACACAGAAAUGGACUAUGAAUGGGAAGUACAGCAGCACAUACUUUGCAGCGUCAUGGACUAG